Molecule: messenger RNA, 882 nt
Organism: Malassezia restricta
Lineage: Eukaryota; Fungi; Basidiomycota; Malasseziomycetes; Malasseziales; Malasseziaceae
Product: mRNA export factor
Exons: 1
Coding region: 1-882 (293 amino acids)
Biological process (GO): RNA export from nucleus; transcription-dependent tethering of RNA polymerase II gene DNA at nuclear periphery
Cellular component (GO): nuclear pore
Molecular function (GO): ubiquitin binding; RNA binding
Source: RefSeq, a predicted model, not a curated record
AUGGGCACCAAAGUGAUUUCAGUGGGAGCUGACAAGGUGGCGCGUUGCUUUGAUCUAAAUACGAACCAGGCCGGUGUCGUGGCGCAGCAUAAUGAUACAAUCCGCUGUGUCCGGUGGACCCGUGUCUUUGGUGGCGCUCUUGUGACUGGUGGGUGGGACAAGAGUGUCAAGAUCUGGAAGAUUGAGCCACAGCCCACCCUCAUAACCUCGAUGGAUUUGCCUGAGCGUGUGUACGCGAUGGAUGUGAUUGGCUUCAUUAUCAUUGUCGCCAUGGCCGAGCGCAAGAUUAUGGCGUUUCAGUGCAAUGAGGCCACCGGUACGGCUCAGCAGGUCGUGGACCAGUUUAGUCCGCUCAAGUUCCAGACACGCUCGCUGGCAGCUCUUCCCGAAGGUGACGGAUUUGCGCUGGGAGGUACGGAAGGGCGUGUGGCCGUGCACUACUUCCACGACCCGCCGGAUCCGAAAGAUGGCAAGGUCAAAAAGUUUGCAUUCCGUUGCCAUCGACGGACGAAUGCUGAUCAUCCAGAUGUGCCGCGCAACGAGACGCAGCUGUACCCCGUGAAUGCGAUUGCCUUCAAUGCGCAGGGCACAUUUGCUACGGGUGGUGGUGAUGGCUCUAUCAGCUUCUGGUGCAAAGCCAGUCGUACGCGUCUAAAAACGUUUGAGACGAAAGGCUCGGCGAUGGCGCCCAAGGAGCUCUUUAAGACGAAUCCGAAUCGCCUGCCGGUGACAGCGAUUGCAUUUAAUAUGGACGCAUCGAUCUUUGCCUACGCGCUGGGCUACGACUGGCACAAGGGAUACCAGGGUGCUACGACAGAGGCACAUGUAUUUAUCCACCCCGUCAAUCCCGAAGAUAUCAAGAAGCGUCCCCCGAAAGCAUAG